Molecule: messenger RNA, 11501 nt
Organism: Chlorocebus sabaeus (green monkey)
Lineage: Eukaryota; Metazoa; Chordata; Mammalia; Primates; Cercopithecidae
Gene: FHIP1A
Product: FHF complex subunit HOOK interacting protein 1A
Source: RefSeq, a predicted model, not a curated record
UCCCGCGCUCACUAGGGAGAGGCGUUGGGGAGCUCAUGACCCACGCGGCUCAGCCAGUGGCUGACGCACCCUCGAAAAGUUGCGCUCCGACCUUCUCACGACCUACAUUCUUCCCGGGCACUCCUGAGUUUGAGCUGGACCCGGAGGACCUGGGCCAAGACUUUCCAGCGGCGGCCGCCCCUGGGGCGAGAAGCCGGCCCCGCUUUCCUGACGGGGUCCAGCGCAGGCGUCCCCGGGACCGCAGCGCAAACUUUCUGGACUGUCUGAGGACGCUUGUCCAGCGAGCGCCACUGCUCGGGGAGGAGGAGCCACGGUCGGGGACAGGUGAUACACUUGGGCGUUGAAGGACAUUUUUUGAAAUCAUGAGAACUGAAUGUUUGACUAUGAAUGUUUCGUUAUAACUGCCUGGAAGGUUAGAGUCAAAGAAGUUGAGGUUUUUGAAGUCUUCUUCUAGGGGUUUCCAGCAGAGCUAAAUGUUAGAGAAAUCUUUCCGCUCCUCUGAAGAGUGAAGUGAGCAAAUACAACCCAGCAGUAGGUUAUUGAAGACAGCAGCCCCAGGUUUUGGAAGGUGACAAUGAAAUGUGAAGAAGUUCCAUUUCUCAAACCUGAAAGUUAGUGACUGCUACCAAAUUUUAAUGAAAAUUAAAUAUGACUUAGAAGUAUUGAUUUAUGAAGUCUUAUGAUGUCAUCAGUUUCGACAGGAAGCAAACUCCAGCAGGCUGUGAGCCUACAGGGAGUUGACCCAGAAACAUGCAUGAUUGUAUUUAAAAACCACUGGGCACAGGUUGUGAAAAUCUUGGAGAAGCACGACCCCUUGAAGAACACCCAGGCAAAAUAUGGGUCUAUCCCUCCAGAUGAGGCCAGUGCUGUGCAGAAUUAUGUAGAACACAUGCUCUUCUUGUUGAUUGAAGAGCAAGCCAGGGAUGCUGCAAUGGGGCCGAUUCUGGAAUUUGUGGUCUCUGAGAACAUCAUGGAGAAACUUUUCCUUUGGAGCUUGAGAAGGGAAUUUACUGAUGAGACUAAAAUUGAGCAGCUAAAGAUGUAUGAGAUGUUGGUCACCCAGUCGCACCAGCCUCUGCUGCACCACAAACCCAUUCUGAAACCUCUGAUGAUGUUGUUGAGCUCUUGUUCAGGAACAACCACCCCCACUGUGGAGGAGAAGCUGGUUGUCCUACUCAAUCAGCUCUGUUCCAUUCUUGCCAAAGAUCCAUCCAUUUUAGAACUCUUCUUCCACACUAGUGAAGACCAAGGCGCUGCCAACUUCCUCAUCUUCUCCCUUCUGAUUCCCUUCAUUCACCGAGAGGGGGCAGUAGGCCAGCAAGCUCGGGAUGCAUUGUUAUUCAUCAUGUCUCUCUCUGCUGAGAACAACAUGGUGGCCCAUCACAUCGUGGAGAACACCUACUUUUGUCCAGUACUUGCAACUGGGCUCAGUGGUCUCUACUCUUCCCUGCCUACAAAGCUAGAAGAGAAAGGCGAGGAAUGGCACUGCCUUCUGAAAGAUGACUGGCUUCUACUUCCUUCUCUUGUCCAGUUCAUGAACUCCCUGGAGUUUUGCAAUGCAGUCAUACAGGUGGCUCACCCCUUGAUUCGAAAUCAGCUUGUCAAUUACAUUUACAAUGGAUUUUUGGUACCAGUCUUGGCUCCUGCUCUCCAUAAGGUGACUGUGGAGGAGGUCAUGACCACAACUGCAUAUCUGGACCUUUUCCUGCGUAGCAUCUCUGAGCCAGCACUACUUGAGAUCUUCCUCCGUUUUAUCCUAUUGCACCAGCACGAGAAUGUCCACAUCCUAGACACUCUCACGAGUCGAAUCAACACCCCGUUUCGGCUUUGUGUGGUGUCCCUGGCAUUAUUCAGAACUCUCAUUGGUUUACAUUGUGAAGAUGUGAUGUUACAGCUAGUUCUAAGGUAUCUGAUCCCCUGCAAUCACAUGAUGCUGAGUCAGAGGUGGGCUGUGAAGGAGAGAGACUGUUACUCUGUUUCUGCGGCCAAGCUGCUUGCCUUGACUCCUGUCUGCUGCUCCAGCGGGAUCACUCUGACGCUGGGGAACCAAGAGAGGGAUUAUAUUCUCUGGUCGAAGUGUAUGCAUGACACUUCAGGGCCUGUGGAGUGGCCAUUCCCUGAAGCAUUCUCCCAGUCAGCCUGCAUUGUGGAGUAUGGGAAAGCCUUGGACAUCAGCUACCUGCAGUAUCUGUGGGAGGCCCACACCAACAUCCUCCGCUGCAUGAGGGACUGCCGUGUCUGGUCCGCCCUGUAUGAUGGCGACUCCCCCGACCCUGAGACGUUUCUCCAGGGUCUGACGGAGGAGGGCAGUGUGAGCUCGGCCUGCCCUGUGUUCGGGCUCCCGCAACAACUCCCCAGGAAGACGGGACCUCAGCUGGCUCCCAGAAAGGACAAGAGCCAGACAGAGCUGGAAUGGGAUGACAGCUAUGACACUGGAAUCUCCUCAGGGGCUGACGUGGGCUCCCCAGGGCCUUAUGAUGAUCUGGAGGUUUCACGCCCCCCGGCACCCAUCGAUCCCCCAAAACACAUCCAGGAGAUGAAGAAGAAUGCCAUCCUGCUCUUCAAAGGGUCCUACAUAGAAGAGUCGGACUUUCAGGAUGAUGUGAUGGUGUACAGGCUGUGUGCUGAGAAGGACUCUGAGGAUGUGAAGGAUUCUCAGGAGGAAGCUGCUAGGCCACCAGCUGAAGCCCAGGCUGAAGUUCAGAGUGUUCCCAUCAACAAUGGCUCCCUCCUCAGCACCCAGCCAGAGACAGAUUCAGAGGAGGAGUGCAGUAGGGACAAUUCAGACCCAUUUCACAGUGAGCCCAUGGAGCCAAAGCAAGAGAGGGAACCUGAAGCAGCCACAGAAUCCAACUCAGAGUUAGCAUCCCCUGCCCCUGAGGCAGAGGACAGCUCUAACCUGACGGCCGCCAACCCGGAGAGCGAGGAUCUCAUUGCCCAGUAUGAUCAAAUCAUUAAAGAGCUGGAUUCCAGCGCCGAGGGCUUGAUGGAACAGAAUUUCCCCACACCUGAUCCCUUGCUUCUCACUAAGGAGGAAGAAGGGAAGGAAGAAGAGAGCAAAGGAGAAAAGGAGGAGGAGGGGAAGAAGGAGCUAGAAGAGGAGGAGGAUGACUUUGACUCUUUUAUAGCGGAGACACCUGCUGUAGAGACUGUGCUUUCCCCGUUUGUGGGGAGAGAUGAGGCUGUCUUUGCCAGUCGCCAUCCUGUGAGGACUCAAAGCACCCCAUUCACAGGCCCAUUCAUCAGCGUGGUCCUGUCAAAGCUGGAGAACAUGCUGGAGAACUCUUUACAUGUUAAUUUGCUGCUUAUUGGGAUCAUUACUCAGCUAGCCAGCUACCCCCAGCCACUCCUGCGCUCCUUUCUGCUCAACACCAACAUGGUCUUCCAGCCAAGCGUCCGCUCUCUCUAUCAGGUCCUUGCAUCUGUGAAAAACAAGAUUGAACAGUUUGCCUCUGUGGAGAGAGACUUCCCAGGACUCCUCAUACAAGCCCAGCAAUACCUGCUCUUCCGUGUGGACAUGUCUGAUAUGACCCCUGCGGCACUAACCAAAGAUCCCAUUGAGGAGGCUUCCAAGACAGGAAGUGGCAAGAACCUUUUGGAUGGACCUCCAAGAGUGCUUCAGCCCUUCCUGACCCACCGAACCAAGGUGGCUGAGGCACCCCCCAACCUGCCCCUGCCAGUGAGGAACCCCAUGCUGGCUGCUGCCCUCUUCCCAGAGUUCCUGAAGGAGCUGGCAGCCUUGGCCCAGGAACACUCCAUUCUGUGCUACAAGAUACUGGGUGACUUUGAGGACUCCUGUUGUUAGCUUCUUUUUUUUUUUUUUUUUUUUUCUUUUAAUAGAGGUUCUUGUUUUAUAAGGUUUUAGUGUCUUGACUGAAUGUUAAAUGCAAAGCUGCUUACAAAGAUUUCUACUUUAAUGUUUCCUGACAAUACUUGAUUUGUGGGGAGGGGAAUUUUCUGUAUCUUUCCUCUCUCUCUCUAGCCGGGCCUUUCCACCUUAUGUUAUAUAUAGAAUGUAAGUCUCAUAAGCUGGUUGCUCCCAUGGCAGUUUUCUUUGCUCCGUUUUUUCCUCCUUAUAUUUUUUGGGUGUCAUUCUCCUAUCCCUUUGAGUGAUUCAUCUUGCGGCUCAGAUCACACCAAGCAAUAUUGGGGUUCAGUGAUGUCCGGAAGUGCCCCAUGUCAGAAUCCCAGCUGUUCAGCAGCAGCACCACAGGAAGACUGUACACCUGCAACUGCGCGGAUGGUCCUGUUGCCUCCUGCAUUUUGGCCUCUGUUUUAUAAAGGAAGAAUAAAGACGGAGCCCCUCCUGCCUCCAUCACGAAAGCACAUAUCAUCUGUCCCUUUGGAUUUUACUUCCAGGACAUGUGUUGCCUUAUGGUGCCGGCAGAGCCACUGGUCUCAGCUCUCUGCCUGGGAAGUCGGAUGUCCUUGGAGAGAAUUUGGAAUGCAGAGAAUUUUUCUUAUUUCUUGAGGGCUUACUUUAAUCAGCAUGACACUACCUAAACACUGAAGAUGGCCUUAUUUUAGUAAGAUUUGCACAAAAUUAAGUAUACCUAUGCAAACUGUUACUUUGGUUUUUAGGAGUUUUAUCAGAUGAAGAAAGUAUGUUCUCACAUAUGUAUGUAAGAAGACAGCCAUCAUUAUUUUUAUACGUGUUUUAUAAAAACAAACUGAUUAACUUGUGAAGCCAUUUCAUAGUGGGUUUCUUCAGGGAGGGUAAGCUGGGUGGGGUGGGGAGAUAAACUAAAUGUAGCCUGUAAAAACACUGGUCAUUAUUUAAAAUUCUAUUCGCGUUUGCUAAUAAGCUGCACUCUGUAGAGAAACAGGAACUGUACAGCCCACCUCGGGAUCUUGGAUGUAAAUGCAAACAGGUCACCUGGAGCCCUGCAAAGCCAAGUGCCUGCUGCUGACUCACUCUGCAUGGAAAUGCUGCCUUCCGAGUAAUGGGGUUCAUUAGAAGGCCCCACCGUGUUGUAUGAGCAACCCUCUGCUGCUCUGCAGCCUGCUCCAAGAGGCAGGAUUAUACUUAGAGCCCAGCCAUGUUAAACCACCACCAAGAGCGGAAAACACAGAAUAACUGUGAGCUGAAAAUGAGACCGUAAACAACUGAUUUUUAUGGAUAUUAAAUUCCACUCCCCUCUAUUUUGGGCCCAGUUCUGCAGGUGAGAAGCAAGUAACGGACGUGAGCCUGCCUGUUUGGAGGGAAAUUGGAAGCCUCGGCUCUCUCUGUGCUUUGUGGGCAUCUCUGUGGAGCCCCGAGGGCAGCCACAGGUCUGUUGGUUGUGCCUCUGGAGCACUGGUUCGGUCUUCAUCAGGCCCCUCAUGCACAGGCAGGGCAGUGGAGGAAGGAACCACACCUGUGAUGCUGUGGAGCAGUGGAGGCCCUUUUGUGCUUCAGGAAUCUUGAAGCAGCUUUGUAUUGAGCAAAUGAGAAAUUGAGAGCUGGCCUGUGAAAUGACAACAGGAGACCUGACCCGGGCAGGGUGAGCUGUUAGGAGCCAGCCUUGCUUUCGUGUUUCAUAGUCCAAGCAAGACACCAAAGAUUCCUACUCACUGUACAUUUCUGUUUGUCUUGACAAAUGGUUUGCUCAGCUGUGGUGCAGCAGCCAGAAGGGAUGAGGCACAGCAGACUGACCUGCUCCUGGCUUCCUGAUGUCUGUUUGUAUUUGCACAGCCCACAAGUCUCCAUUAGAAGAAAAGGUAGCUUAAGAUAGAGAAAGAGGAAUAGUUGAAGAUGGAAGUUCGGCUGUAAUUUGUUAUACUCUAACUUUGUUUUUUGCACAAGUAUUUAUCUUCUUGUUUGGACUUACAAAGUCAUAAAAUCUUAAUGCCACAUCUGGAAAUGGAAUUCUUUAGCUUCGUGGUUUGAUUUACACCUCUCUCUAUUAUCUGGUGGUGGUGUUGAUUCUUCUUGAAUCCGUAUUUCUGCAUUGUAGAACACCAUGGUCCCCUUUGUGGAAGGUUUCCUUUGGGAAAAGAUUGAUUUUGUGCGUCUUACUGUUUUUUUCAAUAGGUACUGAAAUAAACUUAAUUAUUUUGUUUUUUUGAGACAGGGUCUUGUGCUGCCUGGGCUAGAGUGGAGUGGUGUGAUCACAGCUCACUGUAUCCUCCACCUCCUGGGCUCAAGUGAUCCUCCCACCUCAGCCUCCUGAGUAGCUGGGAAUAAAGGAACGUGCCACCACACCCAGCUAACUUUUUGGUAUAGUUUGUAGAGAUGGGGUUUCACCAUGUUGCCCAGGCUGGUCUUAAAGUCCUGGGCUCAAGCGAUCAUCCCGCCUUGGCCUCCCGAAGUGCUGGGAUUACAGGUGUGAGCCACUGGGCCCAGCCUGAAGUAGACUUACUUUAAAUGACGACACAGAUGACUGGUGUGUGCAGUGACAGGCAGGAGAAUUUAACUUCCCAUGCUGGGGUGCUGGCAGCAAACUCACACAAUAACGCUAACUUCCUAUUUGGAUUUGGAAACCGGCUCAUGUUUCUGAAUCCAUCACAGUCCUCAGAGGUUUGUGUCCAUAGUUUUGCAAAAUGAAGUCAGAAAAUGGAGCUGGACAUAGAGAGAAUGGGAAAACCCAUGUGGCUGAGUGAAGUAACUAGAAGUGGGUUUUUUAGGGAGUGACUAGACAUGCCAAAAGAAAAACAGCAGAGAACUGAGUCUACCCACAGGAGAAGAGCAAAUCCUACAUGGUUCAGGGAGGUGAACAUUGAUCUAGGUGGAUAUGAAGAAACCAGGGAGUGGGUGGGUGAGAGUGGGAACUCCUUGUCGGGAAAAAAAAUCAUUGGCAAUGAGGUAGAAUAUUCCGCUCCUAAAGUAAAUCGGCAAGCCCUUAGAAAUAUCUUUUUUUGCAAUGAGUUGGGGGGGAAAUCUUAAAUAUGUUUGGCAUGCUUAAAAAUAUGGUCCGAGAGUGUGGGCACUUCUCUGUGUGACAGGCUCCCACACCAGUCGCUGUGCCCCUUCCUGGAAGAACGUAGGGGAAGAGAAACCAUGGGUACUGCCCCCUGAUGCAGCCCCUGAGCUGGGGUCACUGCGUCUGGCCUGGGCGGGAAAGGUGAGAUAGCCAAGGGUUCCUAGAGUAUCACAACAUUAACCUCAAUUCAUAAUUCAGGGCCUGACUUAAAGUUCCAGACUGAGUGACUUCUGUGGUUCAAAAUGUAUGAGAGCACUGGGAUAUUUAAAAUUGAUUUUUUGGAAAUGGCCAAGUAAAUGUUUUUAAAAUUUUACACAAAGCAAUUCCAGGUUAGAUUCACCCUAAAACAUAAUUUCAUGGCUGGUAAAAUACAAUUUCCCAACCAUGAAAUGGGAGUGCUGGAAUAGCCAGUUAGAGACGUGAUUUUUCUUUACUAUUAAAUACCUCCUUUCCCUGGUAUUUAGAGGAAUUGUGAAGUCGUCCCCAUUUUGUUGAGUAUUAUUUUGGAAAAUACUUUGAUGUGCUUGGGUUGGAGUGGAUGUCUGUCAGGUGUUAGGAUGCAUUCAGUAUUUUUCUAGGUCAUCAGGAGUACCCUUUCCUUAGCAGGUAGCUUUUAUUUAGGUCAGAUAUAGUUGAUUUCUGUCCAGGAUAAAACAUCAUGGAGCCAGGGUCUUGUCAGGAAAGCAUCCUCUUAUGAACAGAAUCUAGAAACAGGCUCCAUGAAUAUUGAGGUUGCCUGUUUAAUGUGGGCAGACAGUGGGUACUCCGGGUUGAAAGUUGUUUCCAGUGUCUCUGAAUCAGCUGGGCUGUCCCGUCAUGUGGACCGAUUCCCAGGUCUGGUGGAGGUUUAGGGUUGUGGAUGGGCUGCUCUUCUGAAUCUGGAUCAGCGUGUCUAGGUUGUCUUCAGGAGGGAAGCACAGCCGCAGCAGCCUGGACAAAUCCAGGGCUUUAACAACGGCAUCGUCCUCUGGGAAUAAUCAGCCCUUAAGACGGUCACUUGACAUCAUAGUUCUGGUGAACUAUCUUUAUCUGGCUGCACCCCUUUUUAAGUAAGCCCUUCAUUUUAAAUGUCCCGGUGUGGUGUUCAGUAUCUGCAUAUGCCCCAGUUCUCAUUUAAGGGCAGUUCAAUGUAAUUGCUGAUUACCAGCCCUGUAUUUACUGAAAUGGCUGUCUGUCAUGCUUGCCAUUUUUAUGAAACACUUUACUGCAGGUCAGCUAUUACUGCAUGUGCUACUUCAAGACACUGGCUCAGGCUGGUGUCAUGUGUGGUUUGCUGCAAACGGCAGCCUGUUUUGUAGUGUGAGCUCUUCCUGGAAACAGCAGUCUCUUGUAGCUGAUGCCACAUCAGCUUUAGGUCAUUAAGAAGAUAUUCUAGGCCCCUUGUUGCUUCAGCCAUCAUUCUAUAAAUCACCCAACACUAAUUCUCCAUCAAGUCACUGCUUAAAACAGAACACAGUCAAACCAGUUCAUGUUCUACCCUUAAAUCACAUCGUUGAGGAAACAUUGUAAGAGAAUGAAGUUGACUCUUUCCCCUCCCCUUCUUUUUGAAUGACCAUCGUAAACCUAAUGCUUUAGAAAGAGCUCUCAGAAGACUGAGAAUGGUUUUUAGGAUAAUUUUGCCUCAGUAAAUCCUCUCUAUGUUCAGGCACUUAUUAGGCCAUUACUUGUUUUGGGACUACAGAUUAUUCUGGCAGCUCAUUAACUGGAUAAACAGGACUUUAGUGAAAGAUUUUCAGAGGUUCUUUAGGGAAAAGGAGCAGGACAGGAUGGGUGGAAGCCUUCAGUUCUUUGACCUCUUGCACCUAGAAUCCUAAAAUCGAUCAAGAUUUUAGCUAGGACUGACCUUUCCUAGCUUGUAGGGUCACUGUGAAUUUUGUUCCUGUCUUAAAAGGUUUAAGUUAACCUAGUUCACUAUUACCUACACAAGUAACAAGACGGCCAGUAGGACCUGUCAGCAUGACUUCAACAUGCACUCAGGCAUCUUUCGGGGAGUUUACAUUUACUGUAUCAUUUCAGAACACAACAAAGAUGAUGGAAGCUCUUAGGCCAGAUUAAAUUUCGUGGAGCGGAGGCUGCAGAAGUCUGUGCUUCUUAGUGUGUCAGCUGACUUUUUACUGGGACAAGUCUAUGAAAGGCCCACCUGUAACAAGGCCCCUUUUUGCCCUGUGGAUAUUUUGAAAGAGGGAAUUUGGUGUUGACAGUCUUACUUACACAACUCUUGCUAAGCUAUUUGACUAAAGGUUUCAAUCAGAUGCUUCCCACCUCACAGGCAGGGGUCAGCUCUGUUUGCAAAUAAUCCAUGAAUAUGUUUGUCUAAAACCUGCUGAAGAGGCACGGCAGCCACUUCCAUGCUGCUUUUGGUAAUGGGUAAAGAACACAGCCUUUCAGAUAGAUGUGGUGGCUUUUCCCCAAUAGUUACUAUGUAGAAACUAUGCAACUAAAUUCAAUGGAAAUGAAAGACACAAUAUGAAAUAGCGGGGCAUGGCCGUAAGCUCUCCUGAACUAUCCAACUCAAAAGCUGAAGGAGGGGGUGUACUUUCCGAAACUUCGAGGCCUUCUUAGUAAUUAUUUUAGCAAUAAUUACUAAAAUGUUAGUGGGGUGGGGGAGCUCAGCUAAAAUAUCCUUAUCUUGGUGCAAUAAUGAUCUAGGUUCUUUUUCCUAGGCCUGGGCCUACACCUUGAAAGACAGGAACAGAAGUUCACUUUGAUGUGUAACCCUGGACAGAGAUUAAACAACUCUUUUCUAGACCCAGAAUGUAGAAGCCUAGUAGUUGGUAUCACCAGUCUCUUCAAAAGGGCCCCACAAAAGCUUGUCCAUUAAUUUGCUUCAUACAGUAAGCGAGCUUUUACUGAAUAUUUCCUCUGUUAGACAGCAUGCAGAGUGCUAGGGCUGACACAUUCCUGCCUUCCCACCAGAACCCUCCAACCUCCUCCCCAGGCAACAGAACACGGGGUUUGGGCCUGAUCAGGCAGAGCUGGUUCAAGCCAGCCUGGGGCAGAGCCAGUUUUCCAGCACACUCCAACUUCUAGUCAGAGCCUCCGCAUGACACACCCAGCCUACAGGUGUGUGGAUUCCUGAGCCAGAUGGCAAUGGCAUCACCUGUGGCGCCAAUUCAUACAUUUUAAUGAGAUUUCUCCCUGAAGAGUGAACCAGGAGACCAGACUAAAUGCACACUCAUGCAAGAAUAUAAAAUCAUAUUUCAGAGGCCCCUUUACACGCAGAGCCAUCUUAGCGAAUUUCUUGGGGUGUUAAUGUAAAUAUAUCUUCAGAAUAUCUCAUCGGGUUUCAGUCAGAGCCAUGCUCUGGUUUUUUCCUAGUUGCAGUGAUACCAACUUACAAGGUUUGGCUUUCAGGAUUUCAGAAGCUGGCAUUCAAGACAACAGGCAAUUGUCAGAGCUGAAUGAGAAGCAGCCUGGGCAAAUCAAGGGCUUUAACAACGGCAUCUUCCUCUUUGCGGUUUUCACUUGACAUAAGAGUUUCGCUGAAGUGUCUUUAUCUGGCUGCACCCUCUUUUAAGUAAGCCCUUAAUUUUAAAUGGUCUGGAAAGAUCUUCGAUGCUUUCUGUAAGGUUUAGUCACCAAGAAGCCGGAACUUUUGGUGAAAAUGGAAUUUAUAAAACGAAACUGAACCUUAUCCUUUCUUACAAAAUAAAGAUCCUGUCAGACUCUAGUCUCAGACCACCUUUGCCCAUUUGUAAUUCAGAGACUUGCAGAGCGAGGAGAGAACUGAUUCAGCCUUACUCUCUUGUAGAGAGGUGUAGUGAAAAUCAUGUUACUUUAGACCCAGUAAUUUUCUGGACCGCAACAGGAUGCGGGGCACCUGGCUUCCAGGGUGAGGUCACAUAGUCUCUUAAAAUUCUGUCACUAAUUCUUUUAAAAUAUUUUUUUUUUUUAAACAAGUCACCUCCUCAUGCCUGUCCAAAAUGAACCACACAACUGGUUACCUUUCUCUGCCUACCUUUUGGGCUGGGGAAGAGGGGCACCGUUCUCAUCAUUCUCAGGGAAGUCCUGAGCAACUGUACAAGCCAGGAAGCAUGAGUCGCGGAAUUGGUGAUGGAGGGGUGUCCACUUUUUUCUAGUUCCUCAGCUGCUUCUGGAGCAGCGUUCACAACGGGAAUAUUUGUAUUGUCCUUGGUAGGCUACAGGUUCACAGCUUCAAAUCAAGGCCUCCAAGGAUUUUCUUCUCUUACAUCACAGUUUUGACAAGUAUGCUUUUAAAAACCAUUUGCAAAACUGGUCUUUAAGCGACGUGAGUCAGAGGUAACAAAGGCAUAUGCCGAACGAAGGUGUGCUCGGUGCCGUGGAGAGAACAGUAUUAGUGUCACAAGCACAGGGGUGCAGACAGCCCCGCCUUCGUCAUGCCUGCAGCGCACCACCAUUAUCGUGAAAGGUCAAGAUGGUGAUAAUUUAUAAUCUUAUUUCCAAGCAAAACAAGUCAAUUUCAUGUUACAACUUUUUUCUUGUUUCUUUUUAUCUUGUUUGGCCUGAGGGUUGGGGGAGUUGGGGGGAGUUGUCAACUGCACAAUCUUUGACGUGUAAGUUAAUUUUUAUGUGAUAUUUCAGUAUAUAUUUUAUUGAUUAAAUGUAUUUGAAAAUUUA